AUGUUAGCUAAGGAGGGAGAAUAUGUUCCCCCGACUCCACAGAUUCGUAACUUGACUGCUGACUUUCCAGCCCGCACGCUGACCUUGGAGUGGGAUGAUGGCGGCUCCACUGUCUCAUAUGACACGGAUGUUACCUGGGAAAUUCAGAUUUUGCGUAAAGACCCCAUGGAGACUGUGGCACUGGAAACCUAUCAUUCAAAAUUAACUAGUCAAAAAGAUACCACCCUCUAUUGGAGCUGGACAUCAGACUUACCUUUUGAGUGUACCACUCACUAUGUCCAGAUUCGCUGUAACCAUCAAGUGCAAUACUUUCGGCAGACCACAUUGUGGAGUGAGUGGAGUGAGUUAGCCAACAUAUCAGGCCUAGAUACAGGCAAGAUCGAGAAGGUUAGAAUGUUUCCUUUUGAUGAAGUGGUGGAAGUUGGGUCCGACUUGAAGUUCUGCUGUGUGUGGGGGAACGAUCAACGUUUACGCAGUAUACAGUUUGAUAUGUAUCCACCUGAGCAGAGCCUGCCUAUCCGUCUCUCCAACUGGAGUAGUAUGAUCUACGUGCCAAAUGUUAACAAGAGCAUUCCAGCUGGGUCGAACGCAUGGUGUAUUGUUACAAAGCCCUAUGACCUUAAUGGAGCUACUAUCUUUAUAGGCUACCCCCCUGAUAUCCCACAGAAUCUAACGUGUGAGACGUCAGACUUGAAGGAAAUCACUUGUGGAUGGGGAGAGGGAAGAAACACUGGUUUGUAUAGUCCAUGGCGAAGAACGAACUGGACUUUGUUUGAAAGUAUAUCUGGGGAAAAUGUUACAUAUAAUAAAAAUGACUAUCCUCAAUACUAUCGCUGUAAUUUUCCAGUUCUCGAUGGUCAGAGAAUGUAUAACUUUACAGUUCAUGGGGUCAAUCCUCUUGGUCAAUCGGAAUCCUCUAUUUUAAUUGAUAUAAAUUAUAGAGUUCUUCCAUCAGCCCCUACAGCAUUAACUGUGACUGACAAUAACGCAACUCACGUCACUCUGUCCUGGCGUCUCUCUGGCAAUUUGACACCAAUUAUGCUUCAGUGUAUGAUUCGAAUUAAAAAUAGAGAGACCACAGAAUUUUUGAAAGUUCAGCUGGAUGGUACCGAAAGUUCGGAUUACUCGACCUCUGUGGAGAAAUUGCAUCCCUACACAAAGUAUGCUUUCCGAGUUCGUUGCUCAGCUGCUGAGCCCUUCUUCUGGAAGUGGAGCAAAUGGAGUGAGAGUAGACAGCACACAACUCUGGAAGCCCUUCCGGCAAGAGGACCAGAUGUUUGGCGAGAGAGAAGUCUUGAUGGAAAAGCUGUAAACAUCUUUUGGAAGCCACUGCCUGUUUCUGAAACAAAUGGAUUGAUACUGAUGUAUGAAGUGCAUUGGUCUGAACCAGAGAAAGGCUUGAGGUCACAGGAGGUUCCUGCACACCACAACAGCACUACGAUAAAUCUUGAGGGAAAUGAUUAUGACUUUCAAGUCACAGCAAAGAACAAAGCGGGCUCCUCUCCUCCUUCAACAAUAAAGAGUGCAGAAGUUCUGAAUGAAAAUCCUAUGACAGAAGAGGGUUUUGCAACAGGGGAUGGGGUUUCCUUUGAUUGGGGCCCUGAUUCUGAAGUCACCUGUGGCUAUACAGUGAGAUGGUGUUAUCCAUCUGGUCCUGAACCGUGUGUUGUCGACUGGGAAAUGUUUUCUUCCGAUGUGACGCAUGCUGUGAUCAAAUCUGCUCAUUUCCAGCCAGGAGUGAGGUACCAAUUUUCUGUCCUUGGCUGCAAAGACAAUGGAUAUCAGCUAAAGAAAUACAUAAACGGUUACACAAAAGAGCUGAGCCCAAGAAUUGCCCCCAAUGUGGAAGUGGAAUACACCACUUCGGAUUCCAUCGUGAUAACAUGGGAGGCACUUCCUGUCAAUGAGAGUGGUGGCUUUUUAAAAGGCUAUUUACUUGAGUUUGCCAAAGGGGAAGAAGACAGAAUAAAGUCCAGGAGUUUUGAGACAGAGAUGUUUAAUAUUACGGAGCCUAAGCAAACAAAACUCAGAAUAUCAAAACUUCAAGGGAAAACCAGCUACCACCUGAAUUUAAGCGCCUACACUGCUGGAGGGAUUGGACCUGGGCGCAGCUUGUACGUGAUCACGAAGGAAAACUCAGUGGGAUUAAUUAUUGCCAUAAUCAUUCCAGUGGCCAUUGUUGUCGUGCUUGCAUUGGUAACCAGCAUCCUUUGCUACCGGAAGAGGGAAUGGAUUAAGGAAACCUUCUAUCCUGACAUUCCAAACCCUGUGAACAGCAAAGCUUUGGAGUUCCAGAAGGGUCCAUGUGAGGGAAAGGCUAACCCUAAAACCUUGGAGAUGAAUCCAUGUACCCCCAACAACAUUGAAGUGGUGGAAACACUGUCCCCAUGCCUCAAGGUAGAGGACACGGCAAUUACAUCCCCCGUGGCAGAUGAGCUCCCAGAAGAUGGUUUUGACUCUGAAUCAGAGAGCCAUAUUGUUGUCUCCUACUGCCCACCAAUCAUAGAAGAGGAGAUCUCCAAUCCCCCAGGAGAUGAGUCCAUGGGGUCUUCCCAGGUUGUUUAUAUUAACUUCCAGUCGAUGUAUCCUCCUCAAGUCAGAGUGGAGGAAGAACCAGGGGCGGACUGUGUGGCCACUGCUGGCUACAAGCCCCAAUUGCAGCUGCCUAUAAAUAGCUUAAUAAAAAUGGAGGACACAUCAUCUGCGGAAGAGUAUAUGGACAAGGGUGCAGGCUAUAGACCUCAAGUGAAUCCACCCACAUGGAACACAGGCUGCCCAGAUUCUCCUGGAUCCACCGAGAGUAACAAUGAAAAUGCCUCAUUUGGAAGCCCUUGUUCAAUUAAUUCUCGACAGUUUUUGAUCCCACCCAAAGAGGAUGAAGACUCCCCCAAAGUCAUCACCACAGGGUGGAACUUCACAAAUUUCUUUCACAACAAACCAAAUGAUUAGCAUCGCAAUGAUAAAACUUGCCUUGAAAGCUUCCGUAUGCUGGGACUUGUUUUAAGCGUAGCGCCAAGAGGUGCUGUGCAGUGGGUUUUAUAAUUUUCAUUUCAGUGAAAUUGAAUGUUAACCUUGUAUAAGUUGCAGUGUAUAGUGGCAAGGUUUCACUGUUAAUGCUGGCUGAGCUGCUAAUUUGUAGUAUCUCAGUUAGGGAGGGGCACUUUGUGGGUAACCUUUUGUUAUAAUUGAAGCCAAAGAACAGCCACAGUCCCACAUCUGCUUCCAGGCAGUUUUUCCCCCGCUGUCAGAGGGGCACAACGUUCUUUUUGUGACUCUCUGAUUCCUUGUUCUGCAUUGAUAGAAUGGGUAAAUUGAUAGAACUGUGCCCUUGGGGGACUCUAUUUGGAUGGAAAGGUGGCAUAUAAAUGGUUUAAAUAAAGCCUAACCUACUUCCAAAAUGUAGAAGGAAAAAAUAAUUUGUCAUUAUAAGCUUAGCCUUUGGUCUGGAGACAAUUAUGAGAGUUGUAAAAAUGUGGCGCAUGUAGUAGCAUUAAGGAUGGCCUCCUUGUCCACCCAUCCAGUUGCUGUCCAAUCAGAGGCAUUUUAAAACAGUUUUAGAGUUCUGGGCAACGUUGUCCAACACUACCGUACUGCAUUGAUGAUCAAUGGGAGCCAUUAGUCCUUGAACUGAUCUGCAGAACACCUUACACUAAAAGCAGUCUUGUUUAUUGUGUUGUUUUGUUUAAUAUCUGUGCAGCUAAACCAGAUUUUGCCCUAACCGGGAUGGCCCAGGCUAGCCAAAUCUCAUCAGAUCUCAGAAGCUAAGCAGGGUCGGUCCUGGUUAGUACUUGGAUGGGAAACAGAAUUGCUACGCAGAGGCAGGUGAAGCCAAACGACCUUUGUUAGUAGGCAUAAGUCAACCGGGACUUGACAGCACUUUCCACCACACCAGUUUUUGAGCUGAAGAAAUCCAGGAGAGCUGGCUUGUCCAUCACAACCUCAGCUUGAGAUGUCCGUGUUUGUUUUGACAAGCCUGGAUGCUUGUUUCUGUACCUGCUGUAUAAAUGUAUAUGCAAAAAAGUUGACUCAGGGGUGCAAAAACGAGUGUAACACUGAUUUUAAAAUCUCAGUCAGGAAUAGAUUAAAGUUUUAGCUUCCAGCAUUUUAAAUGCUGCUUACCUUUUUAUUUUUUUAAAAAAAUCAAUAACUGUAAUUGACUGAAAUCACGUAGUCAUGCCAGGUUAGCAUUAAUCUUUAUAACAUGCUUCAUUUUUGUGUGGUUUUAUUUUUUGGUUUUUUUCCCCUACAGGCCCAUUCAGUUACAUGAAUCCCCCUCCCCCCCCCCCCCAAAGUCUGCAGUGGUAUAGCCCAGGCACUGGCUUUCCAUCUUAGGCCACAGUUUUGUUUGCACAUCCAUGGAAACCACUUUGUCACUUGCGUUUAUAUGAUAAUCCCAUAGGCAGAUAAUCCCAAGUAAGACUAUUUAGCUACAGUGAGAAUGUCUUCCAUAGCACUUUCCUGCUCAUAUGCCGCCAAUAGAAGCAGGAUAAACUUGAGAACUGUUCCUCUCCUUAAUUUGCAUGGAAAACCUUUGUCAUCUGUAUACAUUUUCCCUGUAUAAGUAUCAGAAGUGGAGCUUCUUUCCCUGAAUUUCCUUUCUGUUUGCUCAAUAUUUGCCCAAAGUAAAAGUGGAAAGCAGGUGUUUGUUUAUACAACUCCCCAUCCUGGAUGUCUUUAAAUCUGCCACUGGCAGAAGAAAAGAACUUUUCAGACUUGGGGUAGAAAUAGAUGGACUUUCAUUUUAAAUGAAGCUAUACCAGAUUUUAACAUUUACAUUAUAUAUAUAUAUAUAUAUAUAUAUUUGCAUGUGCACUUCUGUAAUUAUACACUACUUGUAGAGCUGCUGCUUUAUAUAUUCGAGGCAUAUAACUUUUUCAGACUUCUUCAUUGGCAACCAAAUAUUGGAUGCCUUUGUGUGUAGGAGUCUCCAAAGAAGUCAACUCAAGGGACCAAUGCACUGACCUUCCGUUCUGAGUCUAAUUUCAGCCCCAGUGCGUCCCACAUGUGAACUCAGCUGUAUAUCAGAGAUUUUCAACUGAACUAUGGAAUGACUGUUGCAUUUCCAGCUGCAGUCUGAAAUGCAUCAGAUAUCCUGGUUGUAUUCAGGUCUGCCACAUUUUCAGUGGCUGUUUAAUAACAUGAUUUGGCGGAUCUGAGCAGGGAAUUUUCUGAUUUUCUUGGUCAAAAAGUACUUUAAAAAAUGCAGUCAUAGUUAUGCCUUUCGUGUGAAGGGUAAAUCUUUUUACUUUCGUUGACUAGGGAAAAAACCCGCAAUUUCCAACAGAUGUCAGUAUCCCUUUUUGUUUAUGUGGUGGCAACUCUUGCCUAGCAGUCACCAUCUUAGGUUUGAAAGGGCUAUAUAGUCUAGCCUUCUACUCAACAUAGGAAACUUCAAACCAUCCCCAACAGAUGGCUGGCCAGUAUCUCUGUGAAGACCUUCGGCAAAGGAGAGAGCUCCCACUCAAUGUCUAUUAAUCCUAUCCAUUCAUUUCUAUUCUGACCUUUCCCCCAAGGAGCUCAGCUUCUGUGGCCACAUAAAUCUCCCACAUCUCUCAAUGCAUACUUUUGUUCACAUUCCCUUGAAAAACAAAGGAGGGGCACUUUGUCAGAGAUGCUAAACUAUGUACAAAAUAUAGCUCCUCAAGUUGAUUCAUCUCUAAUUUCAGUGACCCAGUUCUGUUGAAGUCAUUACAGCCCGGGGUCUGUGGAAGCGUAGCCUUAGUCCCACUACUCCGACUUUUUAAAAGUUGUGGUUCAAACGAAAGGCUGGAGAAUCAGAUGCGAGAAUGGACUGCACCAUUCUCAGGCAGUAGAGUGCAAUGAUCAUGGAAAACGUAUCACAUUUUGAAACACUUUCAAAAUGCCAGUUUGGUGUAGUGGUUAAGUGUGCAGACUCUUAUCUGGGAGAACUGGGUUUGAUUCCCCGCUCCUCCACUUGCACCUGCUGGAAUGGCCUUGGGUCAGCCAUAGCUCUUGUUGGAGUUGUCCUUGAAAAGGCACCUGCUGUGAGGGCCCUCUCAGCCCCACCCACCUCACAGGGUGUCUUUAUAAAAAAAUAAAUAGUAAAGGGAUAGUCAAAGCUGGAGUUCAUCAGUGGAAGGUUGAUGUGGGUGCAGCCCAUUCCUCCCCCUCAUUCCCCUGUAGGCCAGAUUGAAGCCUAAGAAACAUCUUAAGAGAGGGAUAGUGUCUGAGAGUGGGAAAAGCAGACUGAUCUUCCAUAUGACUUUUUUUUAAAUUCUUUCUGUGGUGCUAUAUAUUCUUGGUAAGAAUCUGAGGUGAAUUCUGAAAUCAUCUGUGCUUUAGACAAAAGGUAAGAACAGCGCUUGCCUCCGUUUCGAUUUUUCACAGUGAAUGUAGAGGUUAGACUGGAUGGUUCUCUAGUUUCAAAAGAGCAUCUUUAGUAGCAAAGAAUUUACAUGAGAUCCAUAAAGGCUGAAUUGAAAUUGUUUGUCUUUUCAAGGGCAGUUUUGUGAAACAUCUCUCUUAAAAGGGAGUUUUGGAAAGGAUUCUGUAGUUAAUCUGUUCUUUGUACCUCUUUGGGGGGAGGGGGGAAGAACAGGAUAAAAUGCUGGCACUUCAAUUGGUAGCAUUUGAUCUUUUUUUAAAAAAAAAUUGUUUCCUUCACUUUAAAUGCCUUGCGGAAAAUUCUGAAGUACUUUGCUUCUGUUUUGAGCCAUAUGAAGUUUUACGUGUGUUUUUGAAAUCAUUUUGUUAAAAGGAAGAAAGAGAGUGAAUUUAUUUUUGGAAAAAAAAACAUUAUGGCCUUUAAUUCAUUAUCUGUGUGUUGCUUUUGUGUUAGCCGACGUAGAGGAAAGGAACUGUGAAUCCUGUUUUUGAAAUGGCAUUUUUGAACUGAAUGUACAUUUUGAAUAACCUGCAUAUGAUAUAUACCUCACACAGACAUUACCACCGUGUUGUAAGCUAAGUUUAAAAGCAUAGUAGGGCAUUGUGGUCACUUUGGGUCAUAGAGAAAAUUUCUCAUUACAUUGCUCGUUGGUUCCAUGUACCAACAGUUCAGUGAACACUACACAAGACCAGCAGGUUGGCAGGGGGAGUGUGGUUAUGAACCCGAAUGCCUGCAAUCAAGAACGUCCAUUAUUACUGUUGUAUGUAGCAGGAGUCACCAUUGUGCAUUAUGCUUCAGACAGAGUGGCUAUUAUUGCCUUUUAGGGUCCACCUGCAGAAACAUCUCAGAAAGGUCCAAAAAUGCAGGCAACAUGUUGCUUGGGUUGGCCACCACAAUGCAUAGAGGCUCUUCAAGCCUGCCCCUAAGGCCAAACAAGGAGGCACUGUGGGAGGAGAUCUCCACCAGCCCCUCCACUAAUAUGGCAGACUUUUAGAUGUCAACAGGUGGGGACAGAGUGCCUGCAAAAAUCCAUCUUUCUUCCACGAUGGUUCCUAAAUUUCAGGAUGAUCACUGAAGUGCUUAGACCACGGCUGCCAUACAGAUACAACCAAAGAGGCAUUGCAGCUCAUCUUGAGAGAGGUUCUUCUUGAAUGCUGUUGAUUGUUUGCCCAUUUUCAGAACAGUUCUACUGGAUGCAAGUUUUCAUCUACCCAAGUUGGGAGAUGAUUCAUUCACUCCAAUAGGGCUUGCAGCAUUGCACUGUGAAAACGCAGUAAGAAUGUGGAUCCCUUCUAGAGCAUCACGUUCUUGAACAGCAUGGGCUUCCAUUGGACCUGGUUUUAAGUGUACUGAGGCCAAUGGUGAGCUCACACUGAGAUGCAACAAGAAAAGAGUUAGGACAAUUUAUAGGCAUUGAUUGAACAGCGGUAUUUUUUUUUUUUUCAAAUUGAGUUAGGACAAUUUAUAGACAUUGAUGUAACGCCAGUCUUUUUUCAAACUGGUCUUUCUUACAAACUUAUCACUGGUUCCAUAAAUAAAAAAUAAGUAAUGGCAGACAUGUUCCCUUAAACCAUCCACUUCUGGUCUCCUCUGCAAGGUACAAUGGUGUUGUGUAUGAACUCUAACAUAAGUCCCUUAAGUCCUGAAGGGACUUUUAGGUCUGUGUUCCAUAUGAACUGAAAGUGCACCUGAGCCACUAAAAUAUGUCCCAGAAUCCUUUGCCUGGUUCAGUGUGUUAAGCAUUUUCUGAAGGUGUAAAGAAUUUAUUCCUACCAUUUUCCAGUGGAUCUUCCCCACUGAGUGAUUUGUGAAUUAUAACUACUAAACUGGCAAUGCUAGACAAACUUUGGUGGGUUAGAUUGUUUUUGCCUUUUCUGUGUGGUCAUUUGGCUGAGGCCUUCAUUAUGAAUGUGAAAUCCUCUGGAAUGAGAACAUUGAAGGAAGUAGAGAUGAGGAAGUUGAAUUGGGGCAGUGAGCAAGAAUGGGAAAAAAAGAAAGGGGUCGGGGGGACUACUAAAUGUUACUUGUAUGAUAAAUGUUGUAUUUUAUAGCUCAAUAAAUGCUAACAGAUUUUAUUAAAAUGUAGAUAGCAUAUUAAAUAUUCUGUAUGGAUGUGAAGAUAAUUCCAAAGGUUUUUGAAAUAUUAAAUAAGCAUUAUAAUAUUAAUCCAACUGGAAUACUUAACAGUUGCUUAAAUUUUGGGGCCGUUUUCUGUGCAAACUAUCUUCCCUUUUAGGCUGGAUACACAGAGCUGCUGCAUUUGGCAAUUGGGCACCAAGUGACUCAAAAGGUGUUUGUCUUAAGCAAACCUACAUGAUGUAUGCAAACAAAUGUAUUUUUUAUUCUACUGUAUAUGUUGAAAUCUCUGGGAAGCCUUUUGAGACUGUUUUUCAAUCUCAUCCUGUGUCUUUGGCGCCGAGAAGCUCAUUGCUUUAUGCCAGUGAAGGAAAUCCCAUCUGAACUCUUUAGGUCUCUCUGUAAGGUAUUUUAUUGCAAAACUAGAAAUGUGUUAGUAACUUCCAGUGUUCAGUUGAAGUAAUUGUUUGAUCCUUAUGCCAGUAACAUGUUUUUAGCACUAGAGAAAGGACUAAACCUCUCCCGCUAAGCAGUGAAACAUCAGUGCUGCCGGUUUAACUGAGCUAAGAAAUCAGUGGAGAAGAGCUGAUGCUUAAUAAUAGCUGUGCUGCAAAAUCAGACGUAAAGUAGCCAUAUGUUGCCAUGCACAGUUAUCCAGGUAGACUUUUGGGAUGGAAUAUAACAUUGGGAGACACAGAUGGGGAAGAAGAGGUGGUCAGUACUAAUAUUACUAAACUUAGCAUGAACAUACGGCAAGCUUGCCUGGUUAUCAUAGUGGCAAUGUACUGCUUAUCCAUUUUACAAAUAUGCAUGUAUUUAAGAGUUUGCCAGACUAUUGCCAUGAAAUUUAAUAAAUGUAUUUUCUUA
Molecule: messenger RNA, 9289 nt
Organism: Heteronotia binoei (common prickly gecko)
Lineage: Eukaryota; Metazoa; Chordata; Lepidosauria; Squamata; Gekkonidae
Gene: LIFR
Product: LIF receptor subunit alpha
Exons: 17
Coding region: 1-2949 (982 amino acids)
Biological process (GO): cytokine-mediated signaling pathway; positive regulation of cell population proliferation
Cellular component (GO): external side of plasma membrane; signaling receptor complex
Molecular function (GO): oncostatin-M receptor activity; leukemia inhibitory factor receptor activity; ciliary neurotrophic factor receptor binding
Source: RefSeq, a predicted model, not a curated record